GGAACUAAGAAGUUAGGGGCUGGGCCAAGAACAGCAAGGGGCGGAAACGAACGGCUAGGAGAGCAGGGGAUCCAUGAUUACAUUUCGUCGUCAAUGUGAAUCAGGCAUAGAUAUUAUCGAACUCGGAACUCAGAAGUAGCAACUUGUGCUCGUUUUUAUUGGAGUAUUUCUGUUCCCUCAACUCUCAACUUCCCCAUUUUCUUGCGCUUCUCUCACUUGUAUUCUUCACUCUUGGAAAAUGACUAGCCUUUCAAAUUCUUUGGUUUUGCCGAAAAAUCGUGGAAUCCAACUAUCGUCUGGCUCUCAUCUAAAGGCAGCAGACCAAAGCUUUGGGAGUGCCAGCCCUACCAACUUGGCAUUCAAUUCUAAUCGUGUGGGCAAACUGCAACUUUCUGUCUCUAGAAGGCCACUCAUAGUUCAAGCUUCAUACAGUGAUGGUGGAAGGCCAAGCAGUGCAAGCAUUUUUGUUGGAGGUUUUGUUUUGGGAGGACUCGUGGUUGGUGCACUUGGAUGUGUAUUUGCUCCUCAGAUCAGCAAGGCACUAGCUGGAGCUGAUAGGAAGGAUCUAAUGAAGAGACUGCCUAAAUUCAUAUAUGAUGAAGAAAAAGCUUUGGAGAAAACAAGGAAGGUUCUGACCGAGAAGAUUGCUCAGCUGAACUCUGCUAUUGACGAUGUUUCUGCUCAGCUCCGAACUGAAGAUGCCCCAAAUGGAGUUGCUGUGAACUCCGAUGAAAUUGAAGCUGCCAUAUGAAUUGCCUUGCUGUUCACAUUGCCGUUUAACUGGUUGUGUUAUCCAUGUUAAGAAAUAAUAGGUGCAUUAGUGUAAUUUUCAUGUUUUCUUGGUGAACAGUGUAACUCUCUUUUUUGGAUAAGUUGUGGUUGUUGCACAAAUAGAUGAAUACAUAUUUUUCGAAGUACAUGAUGGUAAAGAUGCUCAAGGUUUUGCGCCAACUUCCGAAGAGUAACAUUUGAGGCGUUUCCUACUUGUACAAGUUGGUUUUCUAAAACUUAAUUUGCUACUACUUGGAACAAUUGGAGCGAUCUAUCUUCAAAUAAAUAUUUUCUUUCCCAA
Messenger RNA from Theobroma cacao (cacao), 1072 nucleotides. RefSeq names its product inner membrane localized protein. The record is from RefSeq and is a predicted model, not a curated record. Gene Ontology annotation, cellular component: chloroplast inner membrane; chloroplast thylakoid membrane. Lineage: Eukaryota; Viridiplantae; Streptophyta; Magnoliopsida; Malvales; Malvaceae.